CAUCUCCCUGGUCGAAUCUCUCUGCUCGUCCACGGCCCACGCCUCAUCCCCGGCCCUGCCCAGAUCGGUUGCUCAGCUGCGAUGGAGACCCACAGCAACAGCCACGAAAGCAGUGUCCCCGCCGACGACGCUGCCGUCUCGUCCGCUCUCGAAGCCCCUGCCCAUCCCCCACUUGCCCGGACCUCAUACGCUAUUACGCACGUCAAUCCCUGGGAGGCUGGCGCUGACCUCGACGAGGUCGAGUCCAGCUUCCAUCAGAGCAUCCUAUCCAAUCCUGUCCUGUCGCCGUCCUCCAUCAUGUCUGGAUACAAUUCGCCGCGCCUGAGCUCCUCUGGUCCGCAUCUCGGCAGCACCAGGGGGUCGUCCAACUCGAGUAGCCUGUCGAUCCUCCAAGCCUCUGCCACCCACACCUAUCCGCACCCGGUCGUCCCUUCGGCUCUGGAGGACGAGGAUCCAUGGAGUCGUCCUGUGCCCUCCAUGCAGGACGCUCUGGGCAUCCGCCCCAGUGCCUCUGCUCCUCCUGCGGCGGCGGAGGAGGGGCUUGUCGAUGUCCUGCCCAAUCCAACGGUCAAGUCGCUGCGGUCGUCGAUGAGCCGCUCCUCCAGCGCUCUCUCGGACUUCCAGUGGUAUCUCAACGUCGAAAAUAUCAGCGUCAAGAUCGCCCCGGUCAAGGGUGGCGUGAUUUUCAAGCAUGUCAACUACCUUCUCGAGUCGCAGACCUCCCACAACCUGAUCACUCGUCGCUACUCGGAUUUCGCGUGGCUGUCGACGAUUCUCUACAAGCGGUAUCCGUCGCGGUUAUUGCCCACCCUUCCUCCCAAGGCAGUUGGUGGCCAGUCUGAUCCCGUGUUCUUGGAGAAGCGACGCCGUGGACUCUUGCGCUUCAUCAACUUUAUUGUCAACCACCCUGUCUUGCAUGCCGACAGCGAGGUCGUCGAGUUCCUCCAAUCCAAGGACUUUACACAGCAUCGCAAAGCCACUCAAGUGUUGCUGAAUGAAGAGUUCCUGGGAGACACCGGCGUCCAAGACCGCUUGGUUGAGGUGCCUGCCGAUCUCGACGAGCGCUUGACUGUGAUCCGUGGCGAUCUCGUGCCAUCGAUACAUGCAUACCAGAACAUGGCGGUUUCGAUCGAGCGAUUCUCGAAGCGUGCCGAAGCCUCGUCCAGCGAUCUCCUUCGAUAUUCCACAGUUUUGAGCCCCAUACCCGAAAAGCAUCUCUGCAUCGAAAAGGAGUGCCAGUCGUGUGCCAAGCUGAACCUGGGCUUCCAUGACUUGUCGAACGGGUUCCAGCGUAUCGCGCGCACGUACAACGAGCUGGCACACGAUGGUCACGAGUCGAUCAUCGAAGGACUGAAGACCUACCGUGACUUGCUGGUCUCACUGGUGGAGCUCUUGGAUCGCCGCGACAAAGUGUUUGCGACCAUCUCGAUUGAGAGUCUCAAGAACAAGAUUGCCGCAACGCACGCCCGGCUGUCCGACGCUCAGUCGAAAGGAAACUCAAAGGAGAUUGAACGCCUGGUCAAGCUCAUCAAUCAGGAUGACCAGGAGCUCGCCACACAGCUUCGAAAACUCGACUUUUACAGAUGGUCGCUGUGGCAGGAGCUCCGAUUCUUCCAUCAACAAAAGGCGCAUCUGUCCAGGAUCUACCAGAGCUAUGUGACGUUCUCGAUCCGCAGCGCCCAGCAGCUGACCGAGGGCUGGCAGAACCUCUCCGAGACCGUGUUCGAGAUGCCAACCAGCGGAUAUAUUUGAAUGAAGCCAAAUGAGCCUGUCGAUAUGCUGUCAUGCUUCGCCCGCUAUUACUCUCGCCUAUCUCUGCUGAUCCCCCCCCCAACUUGCGGGUGGAGACAGGCCUUCUUGCCUGCCCCUUUCCCUUUUGCUUCGUUACUGGCGUCUCGUCGCCGUCGUGUUCCUGGCCAUUAUGCUGUACUUUUGAACUUCCUCGCUCUACCAAGCCUAGAUGCAAUCGAAUGCACGCUCGAUCGGAUCGCUGUCAAUAUCCAAUAUAUGAAGAAACCCUUUCCCACUCCGA
Molecule: messenger RNA, 2032 nt
Organism: Polychytrium aggregatum
Lineage: Eukaryota; Fungi; Chytridiomycota; Chytridiomycetes; Polychytriales
Exons: 13
Coding region: 82-1752 (556 amino acids)
Biological process (GO): protein targeting to vacuole; retrograde transport, endosome to Golgi
Cellular component (GO): endosome
Molecular function (GO): phosphatidylinositol-3-phosphate binding
Source: RefSeq, a predicted model, not a curated record